Molecule: messenger RNA, 4122 nt
Organism: Drosophila grimshawi
Lineage: Eukaryota; Metazoa; Arthropoda; Insecta; Diptera; Drosophilidae
Product: dual specificity protein kinase zak2-like
Exons: 24
Coding region: 116-4090 (1324 amino acids)
Biological process (GO): positive regulation of canonical NF-kappaB signal transduction; protein phosphorylation; JNK cascade
Molecular function (GO): ATP binding; MAP kinase kinase kinase activity; magnesium ion binding
Source: RefSeq, a predicted model, not a curated record
UGCUGAGUAAUCGCUAAUUUUUUCAAGUUUUCGAUCAAGUGAACGGAAAUACUUGGUCUACGUGCCGGUCAUAAAAUAUAUAUGUAAACACAUUUAAGUGCAGAACUUAACAAGAAUGGGCUCAAGAAAUUCAACAUUUUAUUAUAAAGAGGACGAUUUUGACAAACCAAUGGCGAAUGUGUAUGACGACGGUGAGCAUUUGAGUAAUUUCUUACAUUGGGAGCAACAGAGUCUUCAACACAUUCUUUCCGAGGAACCUAACCGAGAUAUAUAUACCGAAGGACUUGAGUUAUCUGAUUGCUUUCACACCUUAAAUAUCUGUGUCAUUUAUGAUAAACAUUUCAGAAAUACCGUUUGCGAUUAUAUAUCACCGCAGAUAAGAGACCUAGGACAGCACUAUCACCAGUGCAAAAUACGCAGCUUUAAAAUAUUAUUUUGGGAGUUGUUGUCACGCAUGAUUCCGUGCAAUCACUUACAUCCACCUUUACACCUUACUAAUAAUCUUAUAUUCAAAGCAAACAAUCAUAUUGUAAUUAGUGAAAUACAAAUACCCAACUCUGAGCUUAUCGAUAAAUUAAUAAAAGAAUGCAGGAAAUCGGUUCCGAGAGAGAGGACAGCGAUUAAUGAGAUAUUCUCCGAUAUCAGAGACUGUGUUAGCCAACGUAAGCAUUCAACAUUGAAUUGGACAAAUUUCGAUAAAGGAACAAAACUUGACUUUGAAGAAAUUGACUAUGCAGGAAUGGACCUUGCAGCAAUUGACCUUGUAGCAAUUGACCUUGGAGCAAUUGACCUUGCAGUAAUUGAAAUACGCCAGGAAAUCGGAAGAGGAAAUUUUGGCGUCACGUUCGAGGCAACGUGUUAUUUUUUGACAAUUGCUGUAAAAAAAUUUAAAUACACAAUCGACGAAAUCGUCGAAGAACGAGGCAGGCAGCUAAUGCUUUUAUCGCAUUGCAAUGUUGUACCUAUACUUGGCAUCGCGCUUGAUGGAGAAUUUGCAUAUUUGCUAACAAAGUACUUAGAUGGUGGAACCCUACUCGACUACGUGCACAACAAGAUGCUACCCCUUAAUGUUGAUCACGCUUUCAGUUGGAUGAUUUCUCUUGCUAAGGCCAUUGAAUACAUUUUAUGUGUAGAGAACCUAGACCCACGUGUCAUAUGCAAUUUAAAGCCUAAAAACUUGAAGUUAAUGGAUAAUAAUACCCUUGUGACCUUAUGUAAUUUUUGUAUUGAGUUCGAUGAUAGCAAAUUGUUGAAAAAUAAUUUAGAUAAAUGCUAUAUAGCACCGGAGGUUCUCAAAGAUGGAGUUUACACAGAGCAGAGCGUCGUAUAUACCUAUGGUAUUAUCUUCUGGGAGGUAUUGGCACGCAAGAGCCCUUUCGAGCAGUAUCAAAAUGAGGAAUAUACUGAUAAAGAAUUACUAAUUAGUAGAGCAGUCAAAAGAGGUAUACGUCCGCCCAUUGAGUAUAUCGCUGUAAAGGCCUCCAAGCCAUUAGAAAUAUUCAUUAAAAAUUGUUGGCAUAAUGAACCGGCAGAACGACAUAGAAUGGAUGAAUUAGUGGAGAAACUAAAGGACGUCGAGUCUGACACGAAAAAAUGGAGAAAGCCGCGUAUCGUCGAUUUUAAGGAGAUAAAGCUGUGUGAAUAUGUCAUUGGGAAAAGUGAAUAUGGCAUUGUCUACAGAGCUGAAUGGCGCGAUAUAGAGAUAGGAUUAAAAAAAUACAUUAAAGUUUGCAAAAAUAACAUAAGACCUGGUCUUGUCGACGAGAUUACACUUCUCUCCAGCAAUGCCCAUGACAAUAUUGUACGAUUAUAUGGCAUAACCUAUGAUAGUCAGGAAAUAGCGCAUCUACUCAUGGAAUAUACUACUUGCGGAUCACUCUACAACUAUUUGCAUGGUGAGGAAAAGCGAGAUUAUACCAUUUCAAAUUCCCUCCACUGGAUGUAUCAGGCGGCAAAGGGUAUUGAGUACCUCUUGCGUACGAAAAUAAUCACAGGAAUACAUGGCAAUUUAAAUUCCCAAAAUAUGUUGCUGUUCAAUAACUUUACGCUUUUGAAAAUAAGUGAUUAUUGUUUUCCGGCCGAUGAGGAUGCGCAUUUCAUCCAUCAAAAUAAAGCGUAUGUAGCACCAGAGGUGUUGGACGGAAACCCGCAUACAAAAGAGAGCGACGUAUAUAGCUUUGGGAUUGUUGUAUGUGAGGUGUUUUCACACAGAAAGCCCUUUUAUCAAUGGGAAGAACCGCUCAGUUAUACUAAUUUACAAGCGAUCAUUGAAGGCGAACGCCCGGAUCUUAGUGAUUUAACUGAUUCCAAGUUUAAUGACAUCAAGGAAAUAAUUGAAAGCUGCUGGGCGGAACCAGAAGAGCGUCCCACAAUUAUGGAACUAAUCGAUUUGCUGAAUAAUCCUGGGGAGUUUAAAAAAGUAGCUAGGCUUGAAGCUGAAGUACUUCCGGAUGUACAAUUUGAGGAAAUUGAUAUUGAAAAGGAAAGUGUUCGGAAAGGUACCUUCGGGAAUAUCUACAAAGCUAAUUGGCAUCAACAACAGAUCGCAGUGCAGCGAUGCACAAGGGAGUCUUUUGAAGGGGACGAUUUCAACUUCGACUGUUUUGUAAGAGUGGUCAGAAACCUUAUCCGCGUUAGGCAUGAGAAUAUUGCGGAACUCUAUGGAAUGACCAUCCAUGAUAAUACAUUUUUUAUACUAAUGAAUUACCCAGAGGGUAUAUCCCUUCACAAAUAUUUGUAUGGAGAAGAAGAGUUUGAGUAUACAGUGGCGCGUGCGCUUAAUUGGAUGAUCCAGUGUGCCAAGGGUUUAGCUUACUUGCAUGCCAUGACACCGAAGCUUGUUAUCCAUGAACGUUUGAGGCCAUAUAACCUACUACUUCUAACCGAUGACUACCGAAUCUUGAAAAUUUUUGGCAUUCAAUGGUCUAAAAGGAAUAGUACUAUUUACGACGUUGAAAACUUUGGAAGUAUUUUGGCGGAGGUGUUUUUACGCACGAAGGCUUUUACAAAUUUCGGGGAAGGUAAAAUUACGGACUUUCUUACUGCAGAAGGCAUAGAGCCCAUAAAAAAAAUAAUUUCACGUUGUUGGAGCCAGCUGAACAGCUGGAGUACAACUGUAGAAAUGAAAGAAAUCGCUUCUGAACUCACGGAUAUACUCAUAGCCCUUGAUCCUUUAAUAGCUUCUAAUUUGAUAAAACCAACGGGUCCACACAAGUGGCCUCAACAUUCUGGACGAAGAACUUCUGAACAUAAGGAUAUGACACCGUACUCAGAUACUAUCAAUAUUGGGGAUAUAGAUAAAUACGAGGAAAUUGGGAGAGGUAGCUUUGGCUCUGUUUGUAGAGCUAAAUGGGGUAAUUUAGUUAUUGGGUUAAAAGAAAUAAAGCUAAUGCCAAAAAGCAAUGUCCUUACAAAAUUUAAUCAUGAGGUCAAGAUGCUUUCACUUGUUGACCACGAAAAUAUUGUAAAAUUAUAUGGGACCACCACUGAUUCGGAGUCUGUUUAUAUACUUAUGGAAUAUGCAGACUGUGGAUCUCUCUACGGAUACUUACAUGACGAUGAACAGCAUAGUUACAAAGUGUCAGAUGCUAUUGACUGGAUGAUUCAGACUGUUAAGGCUAUAACUUAUAUGCAUGGCAAGGAACCGCCCCUUAUUCAUCGAGAUUUGAAAACUUCAAAUUUGCUACUAACCAAAAAUUUCAAACAUUUGAUGAUUGGCGAUUUUGGCACUGUCAGAGAAUUGGCGACAACAAAUACGAGCGAAAUUGGAACCCCUUCUUAUGUAGCACCCGAGGUUCUCAAAGGAAAAGAAUAUACGGAAAAGUGCGACAUUUACAGCUUUGGCAUUAUUCUAUGGGAGGUAAUGUCGCGCAGGAGGCCUUUCGAUCACCUUGAGAAUAGCGUGGCAGAAGCAAGGAAAUAUCUUACUCUAAGUGGGGAACGGCCCGAUCUGGAAGUCAAACUUAUAAAGAAAUGUGAUCCAUUGCUAGAAUUGAUUGAAGAUUGUUGGCAUCAAGAGCCGGACAUGCGACCCUCUGCUAAAUCUAUUGAUUUAAGUACAAUUUCAUGUUUUGAUAAAUAUAUUAUAUAACCAACGCCAAAACAAUCACAAUAAUAGUAAAA